Messenger RNA from Dibothriocephalus latus, 309 nucleotides. Lineage: Eukaryota; Metazoa; Platyhelminthes; Cestoda; Diphyllobothriidea; Diphyllobothriidae. The record is from the annotation of a GenBank genome assembly.
AUGAGCGUGCGUCAGUGGCUGGUCUUGGAUUCCAAGUGGCUGCUAGGGCCACUACAAACCUUUCCGCCAGGAGCUUCUGUGAGGCUCAAAUCCCAGGAUGGGAGAGUCCAUGAAGAGGUUGGAACACAGCUCAACGCAUCCAGGGGGCACAAAAGGGCGAUGAAAACGAGUCGAUACAUCACAAAGGAUGGUGCUAGUCCCGGUGGUGACGGGAACGUCCGCAAGCUGGAGAUCAUUGACAGCUUCGUAACCAGGACAGCUAAUUCGUUUUUGCUCCGCCGCCACAGUACCAAGGUGGAUCGCCUGUGA